Messenger RNA from Phytophthora infestans T30-4, 3165 nucleotides. Its product is annotated as Voltage-gated Ion Channel (VIC) Superfamily. Gene Ontology annotation, cellular component: membrane. Gene Ontology annotation, molecular function: monoatomic ion channel activity. The transcript has a single exon. Lineage: Eukaryota; Oomycota; Peronosporomycetes; Peronosporales; Peronosporaceae. Bases 1 to 3165 code for a protein of 1054 amino acids. Gene Ontology annotation, biological process: transmembrane transport; monoatomic ion transport. The record is from RefSeq and is a predicted model, not a curated record.
AUGAGCUCUCCCGACGAGAAGACGCCUCUCGUGGGCGCGACGCCGCGCUUUGAGGGCGACACUGCGCCUGUAUCCAGCUCUGCGACCGCACUGGCUCCCUCUCUGUCCAGCGAUGACCCUGUGAUCGCCUCUCCAGGCCGCCCCAAGACUCGCGUUCGUGUCGGUCUCGACGCUGCAGUCCUUGAUAACCAGAAGAAGUGGAAGCGGUUGACCGACAUCGACGACGACAAUAGCACAGCCAAGAGCAUGGCCAGUGAAGUGCAACUGGAGUUCAUGAGGCACCGACAGCAGCUCGCGCAUGAACAGAAACGUCGACUGGGCUCUGGAAUCCCCACGUACAACUUGGACUCGGCUGACGUGGAGCAAGAGGCUGAAGAGGACCCAAUCUUAGCAGCUACAGAGUACGGUACUGCCCUCGAGGAAGAUCGGUACCUCAUUGCAGCAGCCUUUAUCAAAGACGGCGUGCAUGGCCGCAAGAUCGGCUACCGAUUGGAUCGAGACGCACUGCUUUUGAACAACUUGUUCCACUCUGAGACGUACAGACUUGUAUACAUUUUGGUGGUGGCCAUUAUGUGUUCAUUGGCAUUUGUCGAGAACCCUGGCGACGAGAACAUCAACACUUAUCUACUGGUGGAUCUUCUCUGUCUCUUUGUCUUCGGUGUGGACUUGGCUAUCCGAUGGUACAUGAGCUCUGUGGAGACACAACACAAGUACGUGACGAGACAACCGUGGGCUGUAGUGAGGAUGAUUUUGCUGCUCAUCACGUGCGCGGAUUUAUUGGUGAAUCUGCUGUUCCCGACCGUCAAUCCGUACCGUUAUUCCAGGGCUCUACGACCGUUCUUCUUCAUCUGCCGAGGAAGAAACAUUCGUAUUAUCUUUAGCAGUUUCCUGCAUGCAUUGAGAGAGGUGUUGAUUGUGCUGGGAUUGAGCUUCUGCUUCGUCGCGUUCUUUGGACUUGUCGGGUAUCUUAUCUUCUCGGACACGAGCGCCGACCCGAGUGCCACGUUCUUCAACUCGCUCUCGUCUUCCAUGUACACGAUGCUGCUGAUCCUCAACUGCAUGCCAUAUAUGGCUAGAAGCAUGUAUCCGUACUACAAAAUGACCCACUGGAGCGCCAUCUUCUUCGUCCUCUUCGUCCUACUCACCAACUUGUUCCUGCUCAAACUCACUAUCGCCGUCUCCUACAAGUCGUACAAGAAGAACACCGAGGGUAUGCUGUACAAGCGUCUACAGAAGCGCAAGGCGGCGCUGUAUGCUGCCUUCGACAUCCUCGCUCAGAACGUCAACUUUAACGACGAUGACGCCCCCACCAAUCCGCCAGUUUCCGGUACGCCACUUAACGGAGCUGGUGACAUCACUCUGGUCUCGAACGCCCCCAUGCUCAACGCCGCCAAUCGCCGUGGGUCAUCGCGUUUCUUCCUGGGCACAGUCGACCGACGCUCGUCUUUCAACCUCACCAAUCCGGCCCCGACCUCCAGCAACCUCGUGACGCCUGUCAACAAGCGUCAGAUCUCGCUGGACUCGUGGAUUAGUGUGUGCGAAUACCUCAAGCCCAAGUGGACGGCUACAGAUGCCGAACUCGUGUUCAAUACGGUGGACAUUGAGCACGUGGGGUUCCUGGACCUGACAGGCUUCUACCAACUCUGCUCGUUACUCAGCGUGCAGCUUGAGCGUCCGACGCUGUUCUCCAACAGCCUCAUGCGUCGCUGCUGCACGGCACGCCAACGCCAGUCAAUCCGCCGCUUCCGGAACCAAGUUCGCAGUACGUUGCUGUACGAGGUUCGUCUCUUCGGUCAAUAUCGAGUGGUGCUAGCCGAGCUGGCGGUCGGAAUGCUCAUCUGUCUCUCGGUCGUGCAAGCUGUUCAGGUGAACAACAUCCAGUUGGCCUUCUCCUCGAAUCACUCGUGGCGUCUACUAGGCUUCUUCUUGCUGAAUCUCUUCACGUUGGAAGUUCUGGUCAAGAUGUUCGCCUUUGGCUACAACGAGUUCUUCACACGACCGUUCUGCAAACUGGACUUGGCUGUCGUGAGUGUGGGCUGGUUGUUCUACGUGCUCACGACGCUGUCGAAGCCUCCGAACAUCUCGCUGGUGUUUUACGACAUGGCGCUGGCUGUGCGAUCGCUGCGCUUCUUGAAGCUAUUGAACCUGUUCCCGCCGUUCCACGAGAUCAUGUACACUAUGAAGGCCAUCAUGCCGCUGAUCAUGCAGCUCCUGCUCGUGAUCUUCAGUGUAAUGUACGCAUUCGCUAUCGUUACACAGGCCAAUUACGGUAUCGAGUUACGUGACUUCCCGGCCAGUAAACAAUCCCUAUCGCCCGGUUGGUAUGCGCAGCGUGAGGAAUUCCAGACGGAGACGUUCGAAGGAACUCUGGUCACUCUGUUCGGCGUGGCUAACCUUGCUGGGUGGGACGCUGUAAUGGACGCCGCGCACGCCAUGACGAACGCGGACUCAACGUACGUCUUCUUCUUCGCGUACCGCAUGACGAUGAGCAACAUUCUGCUGCCGAUCUUCGUUGGUUUUUUGGUGGAAUCCUUUGUCUCAAAUGCCAAGACGGUGGAGUCGACAACCAGCUACGUGAACUCUGCGCACCAGGUACAAGUGGACGAUGAAGAGGACCGGAUGACGCUGUUGGAGACGCGCCACAUGCAGGACGACAACGAUCUCGAGACCGCCAGUAAACCUCCAUUAUCGACUAGUAAACUGUUGCAGCAGCGUCGUGUGGAUGAGCCGCCCGUGUCGCCCAGUUCCGUGUCUGAUUCCUCGGCGAGCGAGGUUCGCUUCAAGUACAGACGACGUGGCAGUGUGGUGCACGACCAAAUGUUCGAUGCUGUCAAGCUAUCGGAUGUGAGUCGUCUGACUCUGCAGGUGGAACAGAAGGAGGAGGAGCUGGCCCAGCAGGACAUUGAGAUCCGCAAGCUGGAGGGCAACGUGCUGAGUAUGAAGAACCGACUGAAUCAGUCGCAGCACGUGAUUCUGGCCUACGAGACCAAGAUGGAGGAGCUCAGUCGCGCUCUGCGUGAAGUGCAAGAACGGCAAUUGGAGCUGGAAACAAGGCAGAACCACUCGUUACCGCAACCUACAUCAGAAGGAGCACUGAACUCGCACGGACGCUCUCGUCCGCGUGACCGCGCGUCGUCCUGGAAGCUCUGGACUGCCAACGUGUAG